AUGGCCUCGACUGCAUCGCAAGACUAUGUUGCGGCAGCUAGCCAUGCGCCGGGCGCGGCAGCUGAAGAUGACGUUUUCCCUCACAAUGAACAACACAACCUGCAUCAGCAAGUGUCACAGCAAGAAGAUUUGACAGCGGCUUCGCGGGUGAUUUUCGGUGCUUUGCCAGAUGAUUUCCUGCGACUCAUGGUCGAGGUUCCUGUGCGCGUUGAUGAAGUUCCACCCGCUCUGCUGGCCGAUGGCCCUAUGCAGGGCUUGCUUCGUGUUGAUGUUCUACAGGCUCGCCUGGCUAAGAAUUACGGUGUCAUGAAGAUGGAUCCAUUUGUGCGCCUGAUUGCUGGUCCCUACUUCAAGCGCACCCCCGUUUGCCAAAAAGGUGCCACGGAACCCCGGUGGAAUCAUAGCAUCACGCUGCCAAUCCUGCCAUUCUUCCAGACCCUCGUCAUUGAGGUGUUUGACUUUCGUGCCAUGGGUGACAAGCUGAUUGGUCGCUGCGAAGUGCCUUUGACUGAAUUUAUGGAGGGCACGCCCAAGGAAGAAUGGUAUCACCUCAGUGGAAAGCAAGGCGAAGACAAAGAGGGUGUUGUUCAUCUGAAUGUGCAUUUUGAGCGCACAGCCCACCCUCCCAUUCGAACCCAGCCAGGCCCCACUGCGUAUGGCAGCGGCCUGCCUUAUCAUGGCGUCCCAGGUGGCUCAUACCCACAACCUCAACAGCCUGCCCACCCCCACCCUCCAGCCACUGCGUACUAUGGCACGCAGGGUCGCGGCCCAGCAGAGCCAUCUGUGCCUUCGCCAAAUCCCACUUCUAGCCCCGCAGGCCCACCAACAGCUCCCACUGUCGUGAUUCCAACAGAGCAGGUUCAGCAACUGCGUGAAAUGUUUCCCGACCUUGAUGAGGAAGUCAUCCAUGCUGUUAUUGCUUCCUGUGGCAACGACACUGACGCUGCAUUGACCACACUGCUCGGCAUGGCCAGCUAAGAACACCUGGUUGAUUGCAGUGUUGGACUGGUUGGGACAAUGAAGUGUGACAGCUCUUGCUUUGAUUUUGGCUGCAUCUCAUCCAUAUCUCGGGCCCGCCAGUUUGCAUUGAUCUUCCCUGGUGUGAUGAAUUAUAUUAAUUUUUUUU
Monosiga brevicollis MX1 is the source of this 1126-nucleotide messenger RNA. RefSeq lists its product as uncharacterized. Lineage: Eukaryota; Choanoflagellata; Craspedida; Salpingoecidae. Gene Ontology annotation, cellular component: cytoplasm. The record is from RefSeq and is a predicted model, not a curated record. Gene Ontology annotation, molecular function: ubiquitin binding; ubiquitin conjugating enzyme binding. The coding region runs from base 1 to 978 and encodes 325 amino acids. Gene Ontology annotation, biological process: ubiquitin-dependent protein catabolic process. The transcript is spliced from 7 exons.